This is a messenger RNA of Aspergillus campestris IBT 28561, 1257 nucleotides long. RefSeq lists its product as uncharacterized. The transcript is spliced from 2 exons. The coding region runs from base 1 to 1257 and encodes 418 amino acids. NCBI's taxonomy places the organism in Eukaryota, Fungi, Ascomycota, Eurotiomycetes, Eurotiales, Aspergillaceae. The record is from RefSeq and is a predicted model, not a curated record.
AUGUCGACAUUUGGGCGCAUAACCAAUGCUCUUGUUUCCGAAGUCAACGAAAACAACAUAUCGCUCGCCACGCUGAAUUUCGAUUUCUCUCUGCUGAAAUUCGAUGCGCCCAAGGAAUUCCAGCCACUUGGCUCCGCGUUGUCGGGACGACGUCGUCGCGAGGCAGAGGAGGGUCUUCACUAUCGGACCGCACGUCGUCUGGGCGUGCUCUUUGAAGACCUCAUUCCGUCUACUCCCAAGCUGAUCGAAGCGUUCGGCAAGCGGGUCUUCUUGCUCACGUCGCAUUUUUGCUUUCCUGACAAGUUUACCAAAUCCAUGUUCUCGCUGGAUCUGGCUGCCAGCGUCUACAAGAAUCUCCCGGGUGCCUUGGAUUGGCGCCAACCGCUUUGUCUCUACGAUCUGCAUCCAGCCUUUGCAACCAUCGCGCGUAUCCCAAUAUUCAGGUCACCUCAGCCAAAGGCCCUGACCCUACAAGAGGCAUUCGCGUGCGUCGCGAAAUUCGAAUCCGGAACCAUCAACCUCGAGCCGGAAGACUUGAGCACCGCACUCGCUCUAUGCUCAGAAGACUCCAUCUUCGUCGCUGCCGUCGUCCUCUCCGACCCCUUCGACACGCCCGCGCCCAACGACAUACGAAGAAUCGCAGGCAAUAUCGGACAACCCGGUCUCAGCAUCCUCGUCGCCCCACAAGAACCCCAGAUCCGCAAGCCGUCAUUCGCCUUCAACGCGGUGGCGCACGAACCCUAUGGUUUUCUCCGCGAGAACAAUUUCUCUGGGACGUCGCUCCAUCUCCCCUUCACUGAGUGGAGGUUCCCCCUCGAGGCAAGCACCGAACGAGCCAUCGACCAAGACGUGAUGGUCGUGGAGUCUGUCAUCUCCGUCCUAGAUCGGGGCAAGUGGGUCGCUGAUCUAGACAUCAUGGGAAUCGACUUUGAAGGUGUCUCACGCAUCGUCAACAUAUGCAACAACAAAGACGAGCAUGCCGGUAUCAGCCACGACCCCAACUACGAUUAUUUUUCGGUGGACAAUUGGGACGAGCUGGUGGAUGCGCCUGAGGGAGUUGGCAUCUUCCGCGCUCACAGCAACUGGGCGGCUCGUCUCGCUGCUGUGAGUAUUAUGUCGCAGAAGGGGCAAGGCCAUAGUAUUGGGGUGUUUGGGUCCAACCGUGUGUGUUUCAAGUGUUUGGAGGAGGAAACGGGCUUCGCUGAGCCGCAUUUACUGGAUCAUGAGUCGCCUUUGCCGUCUUUUUGCAUUGACUAG